UGAUAACUUCGGCUCAAGCAACCAAAACCGACAACGACACUAAUAUUGCAGUAACAAAAUAUUUAAAUACCCCCAACUACCAUGGAGGUCCGAAUCCAAUGGCCCUCGCCGCAAGCCAGCACAUCUGCUGAGGCCAAUCUAUUGCAAAGCCUGCAUCCGAGAUAUAAAUUGCCGGACGGCCUAAAAUGACUUCCAACGUCCAAUUCGGAACGGCAACUUCUCAGAAUAUACUCCUUUCCAGCAUGUAUUCAACGUCGCAGGAGACUACAUGCAGCAAUCAGUACCACAUCAACCAAGCAUCAGGCAUUUCCCCAGUGAACUGGACUUCACAGCUCGGUUCUUCUCAGGCGACAGAGAACCUCUACGAUGACUUCAGCUUUCCUGUUCAUCCUUCGAUUGCACCAGCUUAUACGGUCAACCCAUCUUUCGCCGGAGCCCAAAGCGGUAUCUGGGGAGUAUACGGUGCUGCAGGGCCUGAUGGGUUUGCUAACGGAACUGUAAUAGGUGGCGACGUGCCACCUUCCUACAAUACUAGCCAAGAUAUUGAAGGCACCGAAAAGGGACAAUGUAAGGCAUUGUCCAUAGCUAGUGACGACUUGGGUGGCGUGGAGUCUUCAGCUUCCAUCAAUACCUUAUCAUCAAAGCGAGUUCCGCACACCGAAGAUGUCCAGCAAAGAGGACACGCAAAAUCAUGCAAUGGCACUUUUAAGUGCGGAUGGAACGGUUGUAAAUACAAAGGAACGUUCCAGCGAACGGAAGAUCUGAUUCGGCACGUCAGAAACCUCCAUGUACAAGCCAACUCGUAUCCGUGUCCGGUGGAAGGAUGCCACCGAUCCUUCAAUCGAAAAGACAAUUUGGACAUGCAUAUUCGCCGAAGACACGAUAGGAAUGUGAAAGGGUUCCGGGUACACCCCCGGUGCCAAAAAUAAUUGCUUGCUCACGAAGUAUAUAUGCAGGAGCAUAGGGCUUGUGGAAUUACUACUAUGCAUUUCUCUGCAUGCAAUAUUGGAAAUAGCAACGGAGAUCUUAGAAAGGCUAUAUAUAUGUUCACACACGCCCGAAAUGAAAUAUCACAUCGUCUUGGACUCAUAUCCCAGCAUCCUGUGAGUCAGCAAAUGUAUCAAGUAACCGACAGAUAGCCAAGUGGCCGUUUUGCAAAGCAAAUUCCGUUGCGCGUUCGUACUGCACACAACCGGAGCUCAUGAUAUCAGCACCACUCAUUAGAAGGAACAUCACCAUAUCUAUACGUCCAUGUUCUGCCGCGCCUUCAAUCGCCGUCCUUCCUCCGACUUCUGCGGGUAAGGCAUUAACUUCAGCCCCUGCUUCCAGCAACAACUGCGCCAUCUCAAUAUUACCUCGAAUGCUGGCCAAUUGGAGGGCAGUAGCGCCAUAUGUUAUGAAGGCGGGAGCAUUGACUUUGGCUCCGUGGUGCAGGAGUAAUUGGACGACAUCAAAGCUGCUCGUUUCUGCGGCUAAUUGAAGAGGUGUGCGGCGAAGGUCCUGGGUAGCGGCCUUGUUCACAUCCGCUCCAAGCUUGAUUAGUUCUCCAACCGCCGGAACACUAUUCUGCUCGAUAGCCAGAUCAAGCCCCGUUCUGGAGGGCUGUGUCUUUGCAAGUGCAUUGAUUUUCGAAUUCGGGGAAUUAAGGAUUAAUGUGACAAUGAAAGGAUCGAUAUGGCCCAUCCCUUCCACGGCAACACCAAGGGCUGAUAACCCGUAGUGAAGUUUAGCCUCCAAGAGCAAAUAGCGUUUGAGACCGGGUUUGGCCCUAGCAAUCCAAUUCACUUGAACCCCAAAUUUGAGCAAUGCCUCGGUCUUGUCCCUUUGAUUUUCUGUGAUAGCUAACUGGAGAGCCUCACAACCAUAGCCAUGGGGGAUGAUUCGAUAGCGAGCCUGAUGAGUCUGUAAAAGCAGCAAAAGUAUAGAAGUUGGCCUAAAAACUGCUGCUACAAGUGCUGCCUCAUCUAUGUUGGCCCCGUGGUCAAGCAAUUUCUGGACAAGCAAGAGGCUGCCUUUCCAGACGGCCUCGAAAAGCGCGCUAGAUCCUGAAAGCGUCGCAUGCGGGGCAUUGAUAUCAGCGCCGGCUUCUAUCAAGAUAUUUAUAAUGGCAACGUCUCCGUUUUCAACUGCCAAGGAUAGCGGUGCUCUGUCUGAAUAUAGUCCUUUUGCAUUUAGUUCUGCUCCAGCAUAGAUGAGUUCACGGAUAAUCAAACAAUCGCCUGUGUCAACAGCUUCGGAGAGGACUGUUCGGUGCUCUGCAUCUUCCCCCUUCAAUCCCUGCUGCUUAAUCUCAUUCACGGCCACACCGCUUCUCAAUAGGUGGUGGAAAAGCUCUGUAUUUCUCUUUUUCAUU
Messenger RNA from Coccidioides immitis RS, 2353 nucleotides. RefSeq lists its product as uncharacterized. The coding region runs from base 186 to 929 and encodes 247 amino acids. Gene Ontology annotation, cellular component: nucleus. The transcript is spliced from 3 exons. Gene Ontology annotation, molecular function: DNA-binding transcription factor activity, RNA polymerase II-specific; RNA polymerase II cis-regulatory region sequence-specific DNA binding. Gene Ontology annotation, biological process: regulation of transcription by RNA polymerase II. The record is from RefSeq and is a predicted model, not a curated record. Lineage: Eukaryota; Fungi; Ascomycota; Eurotiomycetes; Onygenales; Onygenaceae.